This is a messenger RNA of Paecilomyces variotii, 1744 nucleotides long. RefSeq lists its product as hypothetical. Bases 26 to 1645 code for a protein of 539 amino acids. The record is from RefSeq and is a predicted model, not a curated record. Gene Ontology annotation, cellular component: nucleus. The transcript has a single exon. Gene Ontology annotation, molecular function: dioxygenase activity; ubiquitin binding; zinc ion binding. Gene Ontology annotation, biological process: DNA alkylation repair; DNA repair. NCBI's taxonomy places the organism in Eukaryota, Fungi, Ascomycota, Eurotiomycetes, Eurotiales, Thermoascaceae.
UCUUCCUCCAAUCUAUGCCCUGUCGAUGGCUCCAAGCCGAGGCCCGCGUACAAAAGUAAUGGAUGCAUUUGUAUCUCGAAAACGUCGACGCGUCUCUCCUCCACGGGAAGAACGAGAUGUGGCGUCGAAACAGCACCAUCAACUUCAACAUCAACCGCAUCCGCAUCCGCAGCCAGCGCCUUUCGCUGCUGAUGAGGAGGAGUCCACAGAGAUGAAAUUGGCCUUGAUGAUGUCUCUUUUCCCAGAUACAGAGCAGAGUAAAUUAUUAGAAGUCUUAAUUUCGCAUGACGGAUCCGUCGACGCUGCUUCGUCUGCUCUUUCUGCGGAGAAAAGGGAACGGACAUCUCAACUGGAAGAUACUACAGAUAAUAAUAUAUCGCCACAUCUUCUACCACCAGCGAAGAAAGAAAGAAUAUCAAAAUCAACAGGACAUAUUCCCUCAACGCCUACAAUACAAAGCUCGUUGUCUUCCUACGCCAUUACAAAAACUCCCAACCCAUUAUCAUCAAGACCAUCCACUACUACCCCGAUAACGAAAAAGGGCAAAACACUCCAUCUCUUCUCGCCCCCGGAUAUCGCCGCACAUACACCCUGCAGCAUCAUCCACAACUUCCUUCCCGCAGAAGAGGCGAACGCACUUCUAAGAGAACUCCUCGACGAAGCGCGCUCUUUCCCACGGUACAAGUUCCAACUGUUCGAAAACAUCGUCGAAAGCCCGCACACGGCCAGCUUGUACGUUGCGAGUCCGGAGGAACGACGCCAGCAAAUUUCGGAGUAUGCCUAUAACGGGCAGUAUCGGACGGAUGUGAGGCAGAUUACGCCGCAUAUGCGUGCUGUUUCUGCAAAGGUUCAGCGGGCCGUGAAUGAGGAGGUCAGGAAGAGGAUUCGAGAUUUCUAUCCUGAUGGGAAGAAGUUGAAGUAUCAGUCUCCCAGAGAGUGGAUGCCUAAUGCUGCGUUUGUGAAUUGUUACGAUGGUCCUGCGGAGAGUGUGGGGUUUCAUUCUGAUGAGUUGACGUAUCUCGGUCCUCGCGCUAUCAUCGGCAGUUUGAGUCUAGGCGUCGAGAGGGAAUUUCGAGUGCGGAAAAUCGUGGCUCGUGACGAUGAUGAGAAUAAUCAAUCAAAAGACAGCAGCAGCAGCAGCAGCAGCAGCAGCAACAGCAGCAACAGCAGCAACAGCAGCAACAGCAGCAACAAGAACAAUCGUACUGAUGCACAGGGCCAAAUAUCCAUCCACCUCCCGCAUAACUCGCUCUUGGUGAUGCAUGCUGAAAUGCAAGAGGAAUGGAAACAUUGCAUCGCGCCCGCGCAAACCAUCUCUCCGCACCCGAUCUCGGGGAAUCGUCGCAUUAACAUCACCUAUCGCUGGUAUCGCGAAUCGCUGCAUCCGCGCCACACACCCCGGUGCCGAUGUGGCGUGCCGACGGUCCUCAGGUGCUCGUCGCGGAAGCGCGAGACGAGGGGUCGGUACAUGUGGAUGUGCUACGCGGGUUUCUCUCCUGGGAGGGCAGGAUGUGGAUUCUUCCAGUGGGCGGAGUUUGAUGACGACGGGGAACCGAUCUGGAGGGGAAGACAGAAGGACAAGGUCGAGGAGGCUGAUCGAUUAAGUAACUUUGUGGAUGGCAUUCGCGGCGAUAAUGGGCAAUGAAUGCCUUUUGGGGCUUAUAUAUCUCAGAAGAAAGAAUACUUUACGAGCUAAUGAUAUGAUGACUAACUGAUAAUCAAAGAGAAAAAAUAUUAUUCAUUU